Ostrea edulis (European flat oyster) is the source of this 4268-nucleotide messenger RNA. RefSeq lists its product as uncharacterized. The record is from RefSeq and is a predicted model, not a curated record. Gene Ontology annotation, biological process: DNA integration. Bases 1 to 3924 code for a protein of 1307 amino acids. The transcript is spliced from 2 exons. Gene Ontology annotation, molecular function: nucleic acid binding. NCBI's taxonomy places the organism in Eukaryota, Metazoa, Mollusca, Bivalvia, Ostreida, Ostreidae.
AUGUAUGUAAUCCUGGAUGACCAGAGUAAUCGAUCACUUGCCAAGAGUUCAUUCUUUGACGUGUAUCAGAUUCAUUCGCAACCAGAAGAGUACAUUAUGAACUCAUGCAAUGGAAAAAUUAUGACUUCCGGUCGACGUGCCUCUGGAUUCACACUGGAAUCAUGUGAUCGCCAAGUGCACAUAGACUUGCCCGUUCUCAUUGAAUGUGACAACAUACCUAACAAUAAAUACGAGAUACCAUCACAGGAAGUCGCUAGACAUCAUCCACACCUACGUGACAUUGGACUCGAAAGCGUAGACGAAAACUGUCAAAUCUUGUUGCUUCUUGGCAGAGAUGUACUAUAUGUGCACCGCAUCCUUGACCAGAGAGUUGGUCAUCCUGAUGCACCUAUUGGACUUCGAUCACCUCUAGGAUGGACAGUAGUCGGUGAUGUGUGUCUUGGAUCUCAGCAUUGCAGUAAUAAUGUCAAUGUGUAUAAGACAUUUGUAUUGUCCAAUGAACGACCAUCCUUACUUCAACCUUGUGAAAAUGAAUUGAAAGUGAAAGAGGUGGUUACAUCGAAGGUACCUGCCAAACAUUCUCUGGACUACACAGGUGACAAUAUUUUCUUACUUACACCUCAUGACAACAAGCAAGGAAUGUCUACAGAAGAUAAAGUUUUUCUGGAAGGAAUGGACAGAGAGUUCAAGAAGAACAUCGAAGGUAACUGGGAGGCUCCACUACCGUUCAGGAACCAACGCCCAUGUUUACCGAACAAUCGAGCUAUGGCCUUGGGAAGAGCUAAUCGAUUUGACGCUAAUCUAAGGAGAGAUCCAGUCAAAUGCAGACACUUCCUAGACUUCAUGCAGAAACUGUUUGAUCAUAAACAUGUCGAGACUGCACCGCCUGUUGGUAAGGAUGAGGAAGUGUGGUAUUUACCAGUUUUUGGUGUAUACCAUCCUCGCAAACCGGACCAGAUCAGAGGAGUGUUUGAUUCUUCAGCUACAUUUCACGGACUUUCUUUGAAUGAUGUUUUGAUGUCUGGUCCAGAUCUCAACAACAGUUUACUCGGGGUGCUUAUCAGAUUUCGCAAGGAGCCAAUAGCUAUAACAGCUGAUAUCCAACAGAUGUUUCAUUGUUUUUACGUACGACCAGAUCACAGGAACUACUUAAGAUUCUUCUGGCACCAUAACAAUGACUUUAACCAAAAGCUUGAGGAAUAUAGAAUGAGGGUCCAUGUGUUUGGAAAUAGGCCGUCACCCUCAGUAGCUACAUACGGUCUACAUCGAACAGCAUUGGAAGCUAAGGAAACAUUCGGACCAGAUGUCACUGACUUUGUUUUAAAUCACUUCUAUGUGGAUGAUGGAUUGAUCUCCGUACCUUCUAUCAACCAGGCUGUUGACUUGAUGAAACGAACACAGCAGGCGUUGGCGACGCAUGGUAACUUGCGUUUGCACAAGAUCGCCUCCAACAGCAAAGACGUUGUUCGUGAAUUCUCCCCAGAUGAUCUUUCCAAGGAACUGAAAAGCUUGGAACUAUCUGACGACGACUUACCUGUUCAGAGGAGCUUAGGACUUUGCUGGAACAUGAACAUUGAUGCAUUUACUUUCCAGAUUACAAGUGACGAGAAACCCUUGACUCGACGUGGAGUGCUUUCCACUAUUAACAGUAUAUAUGAUCCCUUAGGAUUUGCUGCACCUGUGACAAUUGAAGGGAAAUUGUUGUUACGUCAAUUGACUGAUGGAAACACUGGAUGGGAUGCACCACUUAUUGACAUAGAAGGACAGAAAUGGCAAAUGUGGAGGAAUUCUUUAUCUGGUCUUGAAGAUGUGUCAAUUCCCCGUCAAUAUGUUCCAUGUUCUCUUCAAGGAAGUGUUCGAAAUGAACUUCACGUAUUUUGUGAUGCAUCUGAGAAGGCGAUAGCUGCAGUCGCCUACCUGCAUGUGUUUAAUGAGGAAAAUGAACAUUACGUAGGAUUCGUUAUCGGAAAAACCAAGGUUGCUCCACUUCAUGGACAUACAAUUCCAAGACUGGAGUUGUGCUCUGCCCUUCUCGCAGUUGAAAUUUAUCAACUAGCCAACGAGAACCUGAACAUUGAAUUUGAGACUGUGAAAUUUUACUCGGACAGUAGAGUAGUACUAGGAUACAUCAUCAACCAGACAAGAAGAUUUUUUAUCUAUGUUUCGAAUCCUGUGGAGCAGAUUCUUAAACAUUCAACGCCAAAACAGUGGAAUUACGUUCCAACAGGACUGAAUCCCGCUGACAUUGGAACGAGGGGCUUAGCGGCUGACAAGCUUCAAAGUAGUGUUUGGAUCCAGGGACCUAUUGAAUUUCUUACAAGACAGUCUGUGGAAUCUGAUGAUGCUUCUAGCAUGGAUAUUUGUCAGUCUGAUGUGAAUACCUACCUGUCUGAAGUCGAACCAGUAUCUAGUUCUGAACCUGAGCAUGGAAGUAUUGUUAGUAGGUUUAAGCGGUUCUCUGAGUGGUCUAGGCUUGUACAUGCGUUUGGAAGGCUGAAAACGAGAGCACGACAAGUAAAGAAAACAACAGAGGAUUCAUUGGUUUCGUUCAGUGAAGCAGAGAAAUUUAUUGUAAGUCUCGUCCAGCAUGAUGUUUAUGGUGAAGAGAUACAAUCGAUCAGAAGUAACCAAUGUUUACCAAGAAGUAGUCCACUUCAAGCAUUAGGACCAGUCCUAGAUGAGGAGGGCAUCCUGCGUGUAGGAGGGAGACUCAACAAACUGAAGUUAGACGACUUUGAGAAGAAUCCAGUCAUUAUCCCAGGGACUCAUCACAUUGCUACAUUACAAGUACGCCAUCAUCAUCAACUACUUAGGCACCAGGGACGUCACUUUACAGAGGGUGCAAUCAGAUCAGCUGGACUAUGGAUCACAGGAGGAAAAAAGCUUGUGUCUUCAGUGAUUCACAGAUGUAUUGUAUGUAAAAAACUGAGAGGAAAACAUGCUGUCCAAAUUAUGGCUGACCUCCCAGCUGACAGGCUUGAACAAGCACCUCCUUUUACAAAUGUAGGUGUCGAUGUCUUUGGACCAUGGCAGAUCGUCACCAGAAAGACGCGAGGUGGAAGUGCAUCGUCAAAGCGAUGGGGCGUCUUAUUUACAUGUUUAGUGACAAGGGCAGUUCAUAUAGAAGUAGUUGAUUCCCUGAGCUCAUCAGCAUUCAUUAAUGCUGUGCGCAGAUUUACAAGUAUAAGAGGGAAGGUGAAAAUAUUUCGGUCUGAUAGAAGCACUAAUUUUAUUGGAGCAACAGAUGACCUGAGAGUUGAUACAGUCUGUGUGGAAGAUGAUACUUUGAAAAAAUAUCUGUACAAUUCCGGAACAAAGUGGAUUUUUAAUCCUCCACACUCGUCACACUUCGGGGGAGCAUGGGAAAGAAUGAUUGGACUAGUGAGCAACAUUCUCGAUGCCAUGUUUAUGGAGCCAAACAACAAGAACAUUACACAUGACGUUCUUUGCACAUUGAUGGCGGAGGUGACCGCAAUUAUAAAUUCUCGACCCUUAACGCCAGUGUCGUCGGACCCAGAUUCUCCGUUCGUUCUAACACCUAACAUUUUGUUGACACAGAAACAUUCUUCAGAUUCUGAUAUCUUAGAGUUUGGUGACAUAGGAGUGAAAGACAUGUUGAAGUCCGAGUGGAAACGUGUGCAGGGUCUUGCAAGCCAGUUCUGGAAAAAAUGGAAGUCUGACUAUCUCCACUUACUCCAGCCGCGCAGAAAAUGGAAGAGUGAAGAGCCAAAUAUCAACGAAGGUGACAUUGUGCUAGUGAAGGAGGAAAGUCCCCGAAAUCAUUGGCCAGUGGCAGUUGUGCAGAGAACAUUCAAGAGUGAUGAUACUUUAGUUAGAAAGAUUCAGGUUAAGUUGUUAAGAAACGACAAACCAGUUGUUCUUGUUAGGCCAAUUUGUGAAGUUAUUCCAUUAUUAGCACUGUAAUGUGAUCAUUUUAGUUAAACAUUUUUCAUACUUGUACAUUAUCAUUUUGUAGUUUUUCAGUGUAUUGUUGCCUAUAGUCUUAAUGACAUCUUACAGAUAUCAGACGGGGAGUGUCCUGUCAUUUGUUUGAAUCAACUUGCGAAACAUUCUCUUUCUAUACGAAUUACAUAUGUACGAGUUAAUUAUAUAAGAGAGGAUGGAACUCUUUUGUAUUUUGAGUUAACGCACGUUUUUUCUUCGCGCCAGCAAUGUUUAGAGCAUUCUGUGUAUUCAUCUUUUCUUUUUGGUUCGCCACGGUCCUUUUACCACUUUCACUUUCACUUGCACCUGUGCAACAUUAAAAG